AAUUUCAGGCUUCACAGUACAAAGUACUGCAACGCACGAAGUCGUCCCAGUUAUCUGAGCACGCUGCAUUUUAAAGAAGACAAAUUGAACUGAUACCAUACCCACUCGCUUUGCUUUCAUACACGCAUCAACUGCGUGUAAUUAGCAGACGCAGAAAGUUUAACGCGUACUGUUGACUCUUUCGUAACAUGGCAAUGGCCGUUCACAGCGACCGAGUCUGUGCUACGGUAAGCUAGCCGGCUAAGCUAGCCAUAGCUAACUUUAAUGCAUUUUAGCGAGGACAACGUGAAGAAAACAAGGAACUCUCGACAUGGAAGCGGGAAGAGGGCGCGAUGCUGGUGCCUCUUUUGAGGCUGUACUGGACAAAAAGUUACUCAACGUGACGAACACUAUGGAUUCCAUUCAAGGGCUGUCAACGUGGUGUAUCGACUACAAGAAGUACCACAGCAUGAUAGUGCGACAGUGGAGCAAGUGUUUAAAGAAAUCUGACACAGCUCAAAAGAUCAACCUGUUUUACCUCGCCAAUGAUGUCAUUCAGAACUGUAAAAGGAAAAACGCUAUGGUUUACCGUACUGCAUUUGCUGAUGUGCUCCCUGAGGCUUUUGUGCUAAUAAAACAAGAAGGUGAUGCCAAGAUGGUGAAAUCUGUGGAGAGGAUACUCACCAUAUGGCAGGAAAGAAGUGUGUAUACAGAGGCUCUGAUUGCUGAGCUCAGGAGCAGCUUAGUCAAAGAGGAGUCCCCACCUGUGACACCCUUGGAACAAAAAACUCCAGUUGAGUCCAAGGCAGAGCUCCGGUCCAAGAUUGUUGCAGAAUUUGUGCCCCAGUCCUUGAUUGACCACCUGUCUAAAUACAAGAGGUCUCUGGAGGAUGUGGACCUACGAGAAAAACAAUUGGCAACUAUGAGGGUCGACAUCUGCAGUUCUGAAGCCCUCAAGAAGCUAAAAGAUAAGGCAGGGGGAAAGAAGUUCUCCAGGGACUUUGAAGAAGGCAAUAUACAGCUACAAGAGUUUGUUAAGUUCUUUGACAGACAAAACAAAACAGGACCUGCUCUUCUGGAAGCCCUGAGCAAUGCAGAUAUCUUUUAUGAGAUGCAGUACAAAGAGGUCAAGAUUGUCGCUAAUGCCUACCAGACAUUUGCUAACAGAGUGUCCCACCUGAAGCGCAAGCUGGACAACCUAAAGGCCACAUUACCAGACCUGGAUGAUUCGCCUAUUCCUUCGCCCUCUGCUGACGCACCAUCCCCAACAGGCUCCGAAUCUCCUUUCCACGACCUAGAACUGGCCAAGCCUCAUCCAGAUGUGGAUGAUUCCGCUAUGGAUGAUGAAGCAGAACCUCCAGCCCCAAGUCCUCUGUCCUCAAUCGGAGAUUCCCCAAAACCAGUGUUGAAUCUCGGGGAAGAUAACGUUAACCGUGAGGUGGAAGACAUGGAGCUGUCUGAGGAUGAAAUAGUCAGCGGAAGCAUCAUAGUUGAGGAGAAAAUAAAGUGUUCCAGCCCUUUGAAGGCAUCAAAUCCCAUCACCCAAAACAGAGAGCCAUCAGUAGCAACAGCACAGCAUACCUCAUCUGAUGAGGCAUCUGUAGCAACCCUUUCAGGAAGUGUGGAAACUGUUGACCUGGGUAAAAUUGGCUCUAUCCUCAACAGUUUAAAUGCGGCCAUGAAAAACACAGGGCCACCAGUGGAGAGUCCUCCUACAGCUAACCCCUACAUAUCAGUUGAGACGAUACCGCCUGCCUCUGAAGAUGCCACUUCUUUGGUUGACAUCCUGGCAAAGGUGGACAUGAGUCCUGCAGAUCUCAUCAGUGCUCUGUCUAAGGUCCAAGCUCAAGGUAGCCUUGAUGGCAUCACUUCUCAUCUGAGCAGCCCUGCUGCAAAUGUCCCAGCAGAGUCCUCCAAUACAGGCAAGACUCCUCCCUUACCCUCAUUCACAUCAGCUUCAGCAGCUACCAAUCAGAGCUCCACUUCCUCCUCUGCUACACUGGUGCCUUCUUCACCAUCAAACGCCACUGUAAAGCAGAGCACAGCCUCGCAAAUGGUUACUGAGAACAAGCCAACCUCUGCCCCAGUGCAGGAUGUAGCCAAAGAUAUGGAUUUGACAGCAGUGACAGCACAAGUAGUAAAACCAGACAGUUUAGAAUCCAAAAUUCACAACUUCCUGCAUGGCAAUCCUGUUUUUAACUGCUUUGACCUUGGUUUCGCCAUAAACCAACCCAAUAGGGUGGAAAACUUGAGUCCUGUAACAGGAACCGACACGCAGGAUGGGACACCAGUGCGUGAUGAGGGUGGAGGCACCCCAACCCAAGAUGAGGUCAUGGAUGUGCCAGUGGGGCUCCCAAAGUCUUCAAGCACAAACACAGAAACUGGGAUGCCAGCUCUCUUUGCAUUCCAUAAAAAUACUUCUCAGAACCCAGAAAACACCAACCUGCAAGACCACCUUCAGCCAGGUGUUGCUCAGAAUGGACAGACGUACCAACCAUACCAAUACAGUGAAAACAGUAUGUCAACUCCUGUUGAACAGUAUCAGCCAAUUUCUACUCCAGGUGGAGGUCCUGCAACUCAGGGCAGUGCAGGCAGCACACAACCCAUGGAGGACUUUCAGGGGAUGGCUGAUCACGGUUGGUAUGGUCAGCAACCCACAGGCUACAAUGUGCAGAGGCCUGCUAAAAACCUGACGACAAGGCCAUUUGAGUACCAAGCCGAACAAACCAGAGAACCUCAAGGGUUUCAUCAAUCUUCAGAUUUCUUUAGAAACAUCCUUCCUCCUGUCCCCAAGUUACCUCCCCCUCCAAAUGUACUCCCAACAGCUUCCGUAACCAGCCAAGCAAUGACUCUCCCAGAGCAGCAGCCAGCACCCCACGCAGACAUGGGCGAACCUGGUCAAAGCAGAGGUUUGCCGAGGAUGGUGGUCCACGACCAUGGACACAAGUCAGUCUUUCAUCCAGAUGAAUCAUUGUAUGAUCACCCCGAGGAUCAAGACUCUAGCCUAGACAACAUGCAUUACCCUAAAGACCACGAGCAUUACCACGAUGACAUCCUCCCACGCCCUAGCCCUCAUUUUCAGAACAGCCCUUACAGCCGACCUGAGGCCCCUUUCUACCAAAGGGGCAGCCCUCGACAUAGCCUCCCCAGAGGCAGAGGGCGCUUCACUUCGCCUUCCUCACCCUCCUCCCAGGAUGCUUUUGACAGCCAGGAUUACCAAAGACAGAGCCCCCCUCAUCCUCACUAUGCGCCCAGAUGUCCAGCGCCACCACUCCGUUUUGAGAUGCGCCCCCCUGGUCCGCGACCUCCACAGCGGGUUCCCCGUCCUGCCCAUCACCCAUUCCCCAGGGGUCCCCCACGCGCACCAUUUCCUAAUUUUCAUGGGCCUGAUCCAAGACUAAGGGGGAAACGACCGGGUCCGAGAGGAGGUCUAAAUCCUGGUCCCAUGUUCGCUCCCAAAAGACCAUUCCCACCUCCGUGGUACUGACUGUAGUAUUGCAACAAAGGUUCAUUCUGUGCACUGGGAGGUCAAAUGUGAAAAGGCUAAAGGGGGAGGUCACUCAGAGACUGCAUUAGAGCUGACAAAUAAAAAUCGUGUCCAAAUCUCCAAAAAAGACUGUGGGAAGGAGAGAGAGAGAGAGAUGAGAGAGAGAGGGGUACAGAUCUCACCAGAAAAGAAAGCAGAGGCUCCUAGAAGAGUGCUGAAGACAGAAGAUUAAAGAAAAUAAGAGGUGGAUAUAUAUAUAUAUAUAUAUAUAUAUAUAUAUAUAUACUUCUUUUCACAGAGUUUGGAGCUUUGCAGUAAAUAUGUCAUUAAUCAUCAGUUUUUGAUACAGUUCAGAGUGUGUGCAUGGUAUGCAAGUGUGCAUGCAGUUAAGCAUCAUACAUAGGUAGCCACAGAAUGUAAAGUCUCGAGUAACUUUAGCCUGGAAGUGUGUUUGUUUCUGCUGCCAUUUUUCUUUCUAGUUAGCAGUUCUCACUGCUUCAUUUCAUACCAGCCAUUCUUCCGGCUUAAAGCACCACAUGAAUUUCACUUUUGGAGUGAAAAUGAUGUAUAUUUUUUACAGUUUGUGUUCCUAUAACAAUACAUGUUAGCUAUUUCACAGGUGGAACUCUGAUGUUUAUAGUUGUGAAGCGAUGGUCUCUUCGUUAUUUGACUAAAGUUUUUCUUCGUUGAGAGCGGCCCCUUUCAACUGAAAAGGAGACUGGGAGUAAGAUUUCUUUUGGCUUCUCACCCUACUCGGAAGUGAAGUUUUGGAAGGGGGGUGAAGAUGCUUCAGUUUCUUUUUAUUUGUACUGUCAAAUAAAAAUGUGAUUUUGAAA
Molecule: messenger RNA, 4302 nt
Organism: Phycodurus eques (leafy seadragon)
Lineage: Eukaryota; Metazoa; Chordata; Actinopteri; Syngnathiformes; Syngnathidae
Gene: rprd2a
Product: regulation of nuclear pre-mRNA domain containing 2a
Exons: 10
Coding region: 311-3466 (1051 amino acids)
Biological process (GO): mRNA 3'-end processing
Cellular component (GO): RNA polymerase II, holoenzyme
Molecular function (GO): RNA polymerase II complex binding
Source: RefSeq, a predicted model, not a curated record